Molecule: messenger RNA, 698 nt
Organism: Mixia osmundae IAM 14324
Lineage: Eukaryota; Fungi; Basidiomycota; Mixiomycetes; Mixiales; Mixiaceae
Exons: 4
Coding region: 205-621 (138 amino acids)
Biological process (GO): translational initiation
Cellular component (GO): cytoplasm
Molecular function (GO): RNA binding; translation initiation factor activity
Source: RefSeq, a predicted model, not a curated record
AACCUGAAGGCGCAGAACAGCCGCCUGAAUGAGCGGACAGGAGAUGGGUCAGGACAGGCAGCUGACCAUCGCCAGACACGAUUGUGAUGAAUUCCUCAGACAUGGCUUGCCUUCACUGAGCUGGAGACGUCGAGCUCGAGUGAGCAGGCGACGCGCGCGCCACCGUGCACCAAAGUUUGACGUUUGACUGAGGCUGACGACAGGAUGCCAAAGAACAAGGGCAAAGGCGGCAAGAACAGACGGCGAGGCAAGAACGAGAACGAGAGCGAGAAGCGCGAGCUUGUCUUCAAGGAGGACGAGUAUGCACAAGUGACAAAGAUGCUCGGCAACGGUCGACUGGAAGCUCAAUGCUUCGAUGGCGAGAAGCGAUUGGCUCACAUUCGUGGCAAGAUGCGUAAAAAGGUCUGGAUCAAUCAGGGCGACAUCAUCUUGAUCUCCCUGAGAGACUUUCAGGAUGACAAGGCUGAUGUCAUCCAAAAAUAUUCUCCCGAUGAGGCUCGCAAUCUCAAAGCCUACGGAGAGCUGCCCGACACCGCCAAGAUCAACGAGACCGAUGCAUUCGGCGAGGAGGGAGAUGAUGCAGAUGUCGACUUUGAGGAGGAGGAUAUUGACGACCUCUAGAGGCUUUGUCCGCGUGAGAGCGCGUAUCCGUGUCAUAGAGAGAGAGAGAGAGAGAGAGAGAGAGAGAGAGCUCUGUG